UCUUAUAAAUAUAAAUUUAAAGACUUUAUAGUGAAAUGUUUGAAAUUAACAUUUAUCCAAGACAAUAUUUAGUCAUAAAUAUAUGGGAGCUGGGGUAGCAGUAACGUAGUUUGUGGUAUAAUAUUCUGGCAGAUAGUUUUUGAAAUGCAGAAAGGGCAGCAUGGCAACAUCAAGUAAAGACACUGAUAACAAAGAUGUUAAGGGUCUGGUAUUUUCACCAAUAAAGUCACCAGUGGCAGAAUUACCGAAAGGUAAUCUCACUGGAAAACCAAGAAAGUUAAAAGAUGGAGCUGCUGAUGUCCACAAUCUAAUUUUAACAUGGAAAGGACUUAAUAUAGAUGGAACAAAUUUAUUUAACCAAAUUGCAAAUAUAAAACUAGAAAAAGUGUUUCAAGUAGAUGGAGGAACUGACGAAGAAAAAUGUAACUUACCAUCUAAUCUUGAACCAUUGUGUGAACAGUUACUUAAGCUUCAUAAAGACAUGAAAAGAGUUGUUGUAAAAUUAGUAAGAAUUAGUGAAAUGAUUAAAGGCAUUAUAGAAUUAAGUGAUUAUCAACAUGGAGAAACUGAAACUGAAGUUUUCUUUAAAACAUGGAAUCUUCAUGAUUUCUUUCAAACAGUGAAUGAAAUUUGUGAAAUGUUUGAAAAGGAACUGAAGUUAAAGAGAUGUUUGAUAGAAAAUAUAGCACACAGCAAUAGCAGAAAACUUCUGAUGUUUUAUUCAGCUGCGUGGAUACAUCAACCUUACAUAUCAGCACAACUAGAUCUUCUAGUAGACAGUUUAUUACUUGAAACUGGAUUAAAAUAAUUUCAUUAUCUUGUGAGUUGUGACUAGUAUCUACAUGUAUUAACAUUGACUUAUAAGAACUCCAUGACUGAUUCUCAGAUGUAGAGCUAUUGUAUGGCAGUUUUCAAUUGUUAUGGAGAUACUUAAUGUGUUUUAAAAUACAGAUGUGAUGUCAUCCAUUGACAUUGGCGUACCGGUACCAUUAUUUCAAAAGAUAGGUUGCCAGGCAACGAAACAUUUGCCCACAGCAGCUAAAGUCAAUUGAAACGAUUAUAUAUAGGUGUAAACACGGUGUAUAAAUAUAAAAUCAAUCAGAGGAUAACUAUGGUCUCUAAAGCAUCCACAAUAUUUUUUAAAGUGAUCAAGGGCCAUAACUCUGGCAGUAAUUAUCGGAAAUCGUUGGAAGUCAUUAGGUUUCUUCGUCUGAUGACCUUAAACACUGUGUAUAAAUUUAAGGUCAAUCGGAUAUUAACUUUAGCCUCUAGAGCAUCCACAAGAUAUUUCAAAGUGAUCAAGGGCCAUAACUCUGGCAGUAAUUAUCAGAAAUCGUUGAAAAUCAAUAGGCUUCUUCGUCUGAUGACCUUAAACACUGUGUAUAUAUUUAAAGUCAAUUGGAUAUUAACUUUAGCCUCUAGGGCGUCCACAAGAUUUUUCAAAGUCAUCACGGGCCAUAACUCUGAAAGUAAUUAUCGGAAAUCAGAGAAAAUCAAUAGGCUUCUUUGUCUCAUGACCUUAAACACUCAAUAUAAAUUUAAAGUCAAUCGGAUAUUAACGGACGGACGGAUGGGUGCAUGCGAUGACAUAUACCGACCACAUUUCAAUGUGGGCAGGCGUAUAAAAAUGUAUGGGCAACUUGCCAACUGUACAUUAUUUAUACUAGAUGAAAUAUUGGACUCAUGUGACGUAUAUCAUUGAAAAGCAUGAGCGGGAUAGUGUCUGUAUUUUAAGUUGAAUCCAAGUCGGGAGAUUAUCUACCAACUUGCCAACUGUACAUUAUUUAUACUAGAUGAAAUAUUGGACUCAUGUGAUGUAUAUCAUUGAAAAGCAUGUACGGGAUAGUGUCUGUAUUUUAAGUUGAAUCCAAGUCGGAAGAUUAUCUACCAUUGAUAUCUUGAUUUUGUUUUCGGAAUUACCUGUAUCUUAGUACUUUUUAGCAUGGAUUAAGAUAUGUAUAAUUUGAUAUUGCAAAUGACCAUCAGCUGCUAUAAUUAUUCACAAACUAAGUCAUUUCAAGAAUAACAUGAUAUAUUUUUAUUUUAAUAAUUUGUUUCCAAACAGGUGUCAAUAGCAGUGGAAGGAAACAGGAACUCCUGAAGAAAAUCCAAGAGAUUAGAUAGACGUCCCCACUUCCCAACUUACAAACAUACCUCGAUAACAUCCCUUAUGACCUAUUGCCCAUAUGUUAAGACCAUUCAGCCACCCCACACAUAUGAAAGAUUUCCAUACCCUACAGUAUUUAUAUCAACAUUUCUUAUUAAAAGACAUAUCAGUUUUUGGCUAUCACACCAUUUGACAACACUUCACUCACUGAAUAAACAAAUGAAUUUAAUAUUAUCAAUAGUACAAAAUAAUUGUACAAUAAACAUGGACAAUUUCUCUUUAAAUAACAAUAAGACAUGAGUGCAACUGGUAGUAAAUCAGUAAAAUUUACCUGAAAAAAUGAUAUUAAUGUACAUGCAAUAUGAGAGAAAUAUUUUACUUAAAUAUAUAUGAUCAUACACUGUAAUAUGAUGAAACUCUUACAUCCUUUUAUAAUAUAAAGCUGCCUUUUAAUACACGUCAUAUUCAGACCUCAACAUCAUAUGUUUAUCUUAGAUAAUAACGUUUUACUAGCUAAAUACUGGUAUUUCAGGUUUGAACACCACUAUCGGUAAUAAGUUAUUUGAAAAUUCAAUGUCCUAAAUUUUCAAUAUGCAGGGAAGGACUGAAGUUCGACUUUACGUGUCAGCAGGGAUCUGGUGUAUAAGUGUACUUAAGUAAUAGCACAUGAACAGUAGCAUACAUGUAGUUUUAUUGUUGUAAACCAAGCUCUUUGCAGCAAACUGGUUUAGUGAAAAACAAAAUGUCAAGAUUUAUUCCAAAUCUCAAGACAAAUCUAAAUUUAUCAGUUUGAUGAAAUUACCACAGGAGCACAUGAUGAGACCUGAGGCAGGAGUCAUCAGAUGUUCUAGAAAGAUUAAGCAUACAAUAACCCUGUUUACAUUACAAAUUUUAAGCGUACUAUGCACGGUACCAGGUACGGCACGCUUCGCUUUUUUGUAGUGUAAAUGGGUCCAACGUAAGCGUGCCGCGCCUGGUACGGUGCCAAUCUGGCCAACUGAAGUGAAGCGGUCUCGGAACGGUACCAGGACUGGCUCGGUUUAAAUUUUCGUAGUGUAAACACUAACCGGUCUGAGCACGGAUUACUGCGCAUGCGGCAAAUGAACCUUGACCUUUUCCCCCCGCAAACUUUGACAGCUCUGUCAUCAGUUCUGUUAAAAUUGCUGCUCAAACUAAAUCAACCAUCAUAAUUGUUUUCAUCUGGGUAAUUUGUAUAGGGACUGAAAUUAACAUUUAGCGUGCCAAGCACGGCUCUGAGACCGGUUAUUUUAGAGUAAUGUAAACGGGUAAAUUUCUUGAAAUUUAUCGCGGCCUGGUACCAUGCCCAGAACGGCACUUGUAUCGUGGCCAAGUGUAAACGGGACUUAUGUGUCAUGCAAGACACUUCAAUCAUCACAACUUGUAUCUGAAAUCUAUGGUGGCAAAAGCAAUGCCUAAAUUUUUUAGAAUAAAUGAUGCAAGUGUUGAAAGGGACAGUAAAGUGUGAACAGGUAAAUAUUUAGAUGACAAUGUGCAUUAUACAACAUAAACGGUCAAUUUUUGGUUAAGUUCCCAGUCAGUAGGUCAUACCUGAUUAUCACUGCAAUAAUGUGGAUUAUGCCUUUGUAUAAUCUGUAGGAUUGGACUUGUUUCUAGGUUGUGGGUAGACAUCAAAUUUGAGUAAAUUUUUAUUUUUGUCUGAGAAUUUUUCAUGAUCUUUGGUUUUUCCUCCUAAAACAUGGGUUAUUUUUAAAAAAUAGAUAAAACUAUUUAAUAUUCCAGAUAAGAUUGUUGCCUGAGUUACGCUAUUACGCUAAUGCAUGGAAACUCUAUGAUUCAUGAUAAUGAGUGGUAAAUCUUUAAAAGCUACUAGUAUAUUUGAUAUAUAGACUAGAAGAUAUUGAACAUUUUCCUCUACUAAAUGUUACUUUAAUACUAAUAGUUAAUACUAAUAAUGAUAUUAAGGUCCAAACAAGCAAUAAUGAAAAUCAACACACUUUCUUUCAUAAAGACAUAUUAGUCCCAAAAUCUUUUAAAUCCACCAAAUCUCAUUUGAGUUUUAGCCAUCUGGAAUUGAUAUUAGUUUCUACAUAUUGUGACAUCUAUUAAUACCUGUGUCCUGGCAAAUAAUAAUUCUGAAAUCAUUUCCAUACAAACCAGGACAUUGUUUACAGUUUAUUUUGGGGAGUUUCUGGAUCAGAUUACAUUGCAACAAAUAAUGGACCAUCUGGCAACACUAGUGGCAAUAGCCAAUACUUGUAACUCAGUUCCUUAAAUCAAUAAAUGUAUGGAAAGUCUAUUUGAUUUAUGUAAUUUUAUUCAGUUUACCACAGUGUGUAGAAAUAUUUUUCUGUCCCUAAUUGAAUGGGAAUUAGGUUUAUUAUUAGACUCUAUAAUAUGGCUAUCUCUGUAUAUUUUCCUGUAUUUAUUCUGAAUUUAAAUGGGCUUCCAGUAUGUGAAUUGUAAACCAUGUAUCUCUGUUCAUUUCAGUCAAUAAAUCAAUUUUGAAUUGGUCUGGUCUUUUGUAAAUUUCUUGCAAGCUAUUCCACAAACUGUUUAUAUUCUACUGAUACA
Patella vulgata (common limpet) is the source of this 4660-nucleotide messenger RNA. RefSeq names its product cyclin-dependent kinase 2-interacting protein. Bases 161 to 808 code for a protein of 215 amino acids. The transcript is spliced from 6 exons. Lineage: Eukaryota; Metazoa; Mollusca; Gastropoda; Patellidae. The record is from RefSeq and is a predicted model, not a curated record.